AUGUCCAAAAGGCCCGCAGAGCUUCCCCUGGAACGAGACUUUUCUGGCUCACCUGCUUCCAAAAAGGCCCGUGUCGAAGACAACGACGACGAUUUUGGCGACAGUGCAGGGCUAACGAGCGACCAAAAGCCGACAGAUCGCAAUGGCGCGGAUGUCGAUCUCGAAGGGGCAGCUGAACUAGAAAAAGAGGAGCUCGAAGAGGGCGAAAAUGACCAGUCAGGACUGUCGGAUAUUGACGAAGAUGCGCCUGCGCUCAGUGCUCCGAAGCGACAAAGUGCUCCCAUGGAAGGCUACGGCGACCUGUACCUUGACACGAUCAAUCGCGAGAUCUUGGAUUUCGAUUUCGAAAAACUGUGCUCCGUCAGUCUGUCCAAUAUCAACGUGUACGCCUGUCUCGUCUGCGGCAAGUACUUUCAGGGUCGUGGUCCCAAAUCCCAUGCGUAUUUUCACGCGCUUGAGGUCGGACAUCACGUCUUUAUCAACAUCGGCACAAAAAAGGUCUACGUCUUGCCAGAAGGAUACGAAGUCCAGAGCAAGAGUUUGGACGACAUCAAAUACGUGGUCGACCCGCACUACACCAAAAACGAGGUGGUCAAGCUUGACAAGGAAGUGCACGAUGCCUGGGACCUUUCUGGAACCAAAUAUAGACCAGGAUUUGUCGGCAUGAACAAUAUCAAGGCCAACGACUACGUCAACGUUGUAGCCCAACUACUGGCACAUGUUCUGCCAAUCCGCAAUUUCUUCCUCCUCCACAACUUCCCUACACCUGGUACGCCAGAAAUAGUUCUUCGCUUCAGCACACUAGUGCGAAAGCUAUGGAACCCAAAGGCAUUCCGGUCACAUGUCUCUCCGCACGAGUUGCUACAGGAGGUCGCUUUGCGAUCUUCGAAGCGCUUCACACUCACGAACCAGGCAGACCCGGUGGACUUCUUAUCCUGGUUCUUGAACAGCCUGCACCUCGCUUUGGGAGGAUCCAAAAAGCCCUCACCUGCCCCCACAAGUGUCGUGCACGCGGCGUUCCAAGGCCGCGUACGAAUUGAAAGUCAAGCUAUCACCGCUCAUUCUGAUACCCAGAAUGCCCGCUUGGUAUUUACCGAAUCUGGUACAAUCAAGAGCCAGGUCACACCUUUCCUUAUCUUGACCUUGGAUCUACCUCCUACGCCUCUCUUCCAGUCUGCCAACCGGGAAUCAAUCAUCCCCCAGAUUCCCUUAACCACCCUGUUGAACAAAUAUAACGGCUACACGGCUUCGGAGAAAUUGGACCACCGUGUCCGACACCGUCUCCUCCACCCCCUUCCUCCUUAUCUCUUCUUCCACAUCAAGCGGUUCAGCAAGAAUCGCUUCGUCUCCGAGCGAAACCCCACCAUUGUUACUUUCCCCUCCCCUCGCUCUUUAGACAUGUCCCCCUAUGUCGAACCAAACCCCGAUGUCUGUUCGCCUGGCGAGCCAAUUUUGUAUGAUCUCGUGGCAAACGUCAUUCUCGACCCCGCUAUAGCUGCACCCGGUGAGAUGGAUGACGCCGCUGAUAAGGGUGUCAAGGCUGCAUCUGGAGCCGGCGGCUCUUCUACUGGUGCCGGUGGUGGCAGUGAGAAGGUCUCCUGGCUUGUCCAGCUUCACGACAAAGCUAUGUCUGCCGAGAACACACGAACACAAAACGGAAAUGCAACAGCACAGCAGCAGAAGGGUCCGGAGUGGCUCGAGAUUCAAGACUUGUUUGUCAAGCGUGCGGAAACUGAGACACUUUUCACGCGUGAAGGAUAUCUCAUGGUUUGGGAGCGGCGCAAGACCUCUGGACAAAAAGGCAAAGGUCGUGCAUAA
Messenger RNA from Penicillium soppii, 1818 nucleotides. Its product is annotated as ubiquitin carboxyl-terminal hydrolase family protein. Gene Ontology annotation, molecular function: cysteine-type deubiquitinase activity; zinc ion binding. The transcript has 2 exons. Lineage: Eukaryota; Fungi; Ascomycota; Eurotiomycetes; Eurotiales; Aspergillaceae. The coding region runs from base 1 to 1818 and encodes 605 amino acids. The record is from RefSeq and is a predicted model, not a curated record. Gene Ontology annotation, biological process: mRNA processing; protein deubiquitination; spliceosomal complex assembly.